AUGUCCAAUCACGGAACCACUCGAGAUACUUAUGGUCCAGGUACUUUCGCCGACGCGGACUACCUUCCGUUGGUGCCUGAGUGCCACCGGCUUCUCAAGUACUUUUCCAAUGUCACUCCCGGCUUCACUCAGAUACAUCUAGGCCAUGUCAGAUUCCACGGCCAAGAGCUUCCCAUCUUGCCUGGGCCUUUAAAGUCCCAAGCCAUGGCAGCAGUGUUUCAGGCCAUGAUAGGCCUUGUCGGAAAAGAGAUCUCUGAGCUUAGAGAUAUCGAAACAGGGAGCAUCUCCAUCGACGCCGAUAAGGCGGGUCUCUACCCUGCCACGCCAGCCAUCCUGUCAAUCGACGGCAGAACCUUGGCACAGAUCCAGAAGGAUGGAACAUUGCUCAGAGCCGGUAAAGAUCUUGAUCGCAGGGUCCUUACAAAGAACGACAUGCAUUUCCGAUCUUGGGCCAUCUACCCAACCAAGGAUCCUCAGGUCUGGUACCAGAUCAUGGGUAAUCUUGACCCUGCGGGGUUUCUUCGCGCCUACGGACUCGAUCCAACACUCGAGACGUCUUCGCGCACUGAGGCGUACGAGAUAAUAAAGGCAGAGAUGGUCAAGUACUCAGCCGCAGAGCUUGAACAGAAAAAUAUGGAACAUGGUUUCUGCGGUCAAACCUGUUAUUCGCCUGCACAGUGGCGGGAAACUUCCAUGGGGAAGAGUCUUGACAAGUACCCUGUCGUCAAUUAUCGGCGAACAAACCUUGGUUCAAGUCUUCCUCCUGUCCCUUUCUCUACAUCACAAACAGAUCUCCGCCCUCUUGCUGGCAUCAAGGUAGUUGAACUCGCCAGGGUGAUUGCUGGUCCUGCUAUGGGCGCAGCUCUCGCAGCUCUGGGGGCAGACGUCAUCAAGGCUCUCAGUGUGUCUCUGACUGCUGGAAAGAGAACGUAUUCCCUAGAUCUUAAAGUCGAGUCGGAUAGGCAGAAGCUGCAUGAGCUUAUUGGAGAUGCAGAUGUGAUCAUCCAGGCCUUCCGUCUGCGCUCUUUGGAGCGCAAGGGGUUUGGUCUUGAUGAUGUGCUGAGAAUGGCCGAAAGGCGAGGCAAGGGCAUUGUUUAUGUUGACCUCAACUGCUACGGCCCAGAUGGCUACUACGCCGAGAGGCCAGGUUUCCAGCAGAUUGCCGACGCUGCAUCAGGCUGCUCCUACGUGUGUGGCAGAGCCUAUGGGUUCGAACCAGGCACGAGUGUUUUGCCUCCUUUGCCCAUUGCAGACAUGCUCGCAGGCGCUGUCGGGGUUAUUGACACGAUGCUGGCUCUCCGUGACCGAGCCAAAAGCGGUGGAUCGUAUCAUGCGACGGUUGCCCUCACUGCUAUUGAUGCCGUGCAGCUCAAGCAGGAGGUCGGUCUCUACUCGCCUAAGAAUGUCAAGAAGAUCCAGGAUACGUACAAGUUUGCGCCCAUGACUCCGGAUCUGCAUGUUGAAGAACUUCUCUAUAUCCUGAGCGACUCCUGGGCAAAGCACUCGGACAUUCUGAACAGGGGAUACAUGGUAGAGUUUGAGACGGUUUGGGGCAAGAGUCAUAACAUUUUAUCGCCCAUUGUUCAGUACGAGAACGGAAGUGUAAGCCCGAGAUGGACUCACGGACCUGUCCCGUACUGUAGCAGCGAAAAUGUUGCCUGGGCAUAA
This is a messenger RNA of Fusarium fujikuroi IMI 58289, 1668 nucleotides long. Its product is annotated as related to acyl-CoA transferases/carnitine dehydratase. The record is from RefSeq and is a predicted model, not a curated record. Lineage: Eukaryota; Fungi; Ascomycota; Sordariomycetes; Hypocreales; Nectriaceae. Gene Ontology annotation, molecular function: catalytic activity. Bases 1 to 1668 code for a protein of 555 amino acids. The transcript has 3 exons.